UGAAGAAGGGGCGGGAGGCGGCGGCUGAGGCCCUGUCAUGGAGUUAGCGCAGCAAGCGCGGGAACUGGGCUGCUGGGCGGCGGAAGAGAUGGAGGCGCCCGUGGCCGCCCGGGCCCCGGAGUCGACGCUGCGCAGGCUGUGUCUGGGCCAGGGGGCCGAUAUCUGGGCCUACGUCUUGCGGCAUGUGCACAGCCAGAGGAAUGUCAAGAAGAUCCGGGGAAACCUGCUCUGGUAUGGCCACCAGGACAGUCCAGAGGCCCGUCGGAAGUUGAAGCUGGAAGCCGCUGUUGCCCACCUGCGGGCAGAGAUCCUGGAGUUAGACCAGAGCCUGGAGCUGUUGGAGCGAGAGACUGAGGCUCAGGGUGACCCAUGGGGCUGGACAGAUGGGCAGCAGAACAAGGUUAAGGAAAGUACUGAUGGCCGCCCCUGUUCCUCUCACAGACAUGGCCAUGGAGCAGGCCCUACAGAGCGUGCAAGACACCCAGCGUCGUGCUCUCCUCCUCCGGGCCCAAGCUGGGGCCAUGCAAAGACAGCAGGGUGGGCUCCAAGGUCCCAUGCAGCAGCUGCAGAAUCAGCUCAAGCAUUUGCAGGACAUAGAGAGCUCCCUCUUCCCAGGAACCUCAGCCCCAACUGCACUUCUCUCUCCAGGAAGGCCAAAGUGGAUAUAAACUUUGGACCCUUGACAUCAGCAGCCCUGAGCCUGGAGCCUGUGGUCCUGGGUGAUGUCCGAACAGCCUGCAGCCUCCGGACCCAGUUCCUGCAGAAGCUCCUGAUGCCUCGGGCCAAGGGAGGCAGCAUUCCAACCCCUCGAGAUGAUCUCUUUGGAACUUCCUACCAGCAGUGGCUUAGCUCAGUGGAGUCACUGCUGACAAACCACCCUCCGGGCCACAUCCUGGCUGCCUUGGAGCAUCUGGCUGCAGAGCGGGAGGCAGAGAUCCAGUCCCUGUGCACCGUGGAUGAGCUCCAAGAUACAGAGCUAGCCAGGGCCCAGGCAAGGGGACAGGUCUCCUCUCUCUGCAGCUCGGCCCCUACUCUCGGCUCCCAGGCCCCAGACCAGCCCAACUCUAGCCAGGCCCUGCCGUCCAUGGUGCAUCUCAUCCAGGAGGGCUGGCAGUCUGUGGCUGCGCUGGUCACCCAGCGGGGCCCCCUCCUGGAGGACCAUCAAAUCCUGACCCGGCACCUCCAAGGCCUGAUGGAGCAGACGGAGAGAUGUACCGUGGGAUCCAGCGAGAGGCAGGCAUUGGUGCUGGGGCUCCGGAGCUCUGCCCUGCGGGCAGAACUCAAGGCCCUGCAUGCCAUGAGCCAGGAGCUGGAGGAGGCUGCUGGGCAGCGGCAGCUUCUGCUCCAGGAGCUACAGGCCAAACAGCAGAGGAUCUUGCACUGGCGCCAACUGGUGGAGGAGACACAGGAACAGGUCCGCCUGCUCAUCAAGGGCAACUCAGCCAGCAAGACGAGCCUGUGCCGGAGCCCUGGGGAGGUGCUAGCUUUGGUUCGACAAAAAGUGGUCCCCACAUCUGAGAUGGUGGCACCACAGAGCCAGGAGCUGCUUCGGUGUCUAGAGGAGGGAGCCCAGCAUCUGCCCCAUCUUCUGCUGGGCACCCUGCUGCGGCACAGCCCUGGAGGGUUGCAGCCCCUCCCUACGGUCCUGCCAUCCAUCCACCAGCUGCAUCCUGCAUCCCCAAGAGGCUCCAGCCUCAUAGUAUUGAGCCACACAUUGGGGCUGCCCGCAGGGAAGGCUCCGGAGCUGCUCCUUCCGAAGGCUGCCUCUCUUCGCCAGGACCUUCUGUUCCUCCAGGACCAGCGAAGUCUCCGAUGCUGGUAUCUGCUCCACAUGAAGACCAGCCUGCCGCCAGGACCAUCCACCCGGGAGCUGCUGCAGAUCUGGGCAUCCCAGGAGAAGGAGCAGAAAGAGAACCUGGGGCAGGCUCUGAAGCGCCUGGAGAACCUGCUGAAACAAGCACUGAAGCGAAUCCCCGAGCUGCAGGGAGUUGUGGGGGACUGGUGGGAGCAGCCAGGACAAGCCGCCCUCUCCGGGGAGCUCUGCCAAGGCCUGUCCCUGCCCCAGUGGCAGCUGCGCUGGAUCCAGGCCCAAGGCGCCCUGCAGCAGCUGUGCAGAUGAAGACGUGGCUCAAAGAGAAGUCCAGAGCUUCGCAUUUGUUCACCCCAACACUUCACUUCCCUUAAUAAGACUUUCGGAAGAAAGCAUUGCCUGGAUGCGUCAGCCCAUUGUCUCUACCCACACCUGCCGUCCCCCUUCACAGGCUCUUCUGUUUUUCCUCUCAGUUGCCUUGCCACUGUCCUAUCAUCCCACUAAAGCCAAGAGAAUGGGGUACUGUGUGCCCCACCCUACCUGAAACUCUCCUCGUCACUUCUACCCUCAACAAAAAGUAAUCAAGCACCUGCUCUAAAUACUGAGGAUCCAGCACUAAAAAAAUGGACAGAAGUCCCAGCCUUCAGGGAGUUGUCAUUCUAGGACAGGAGAACAGACCACUGACAAAAUAAGUAAGCAAAAUAUUUAGUAUGUGGAAGAACUGCUGUGGAGAAAAAGCGGUUGUAGUGGUGUGAUUUUUAAAUAGAGGGCUACACAGCAAAGGUGACACUCUGUAAAGGUAGAGAGAGAAGGAAGUACAUGGGUAUCUGAGGAAGGCUUGCAGAGGGGAAGACUACAGCACAUGCAAAGGCCCUGCGUUCAGAUGUGUUGGUGUGAGGGCUGAGGAGGCAGUGCAUCUGCUGGAAGAGGGGAGGGUUUAAGAGAUGACAUUGCCUUCUAGUUUUAUACAAUUUCUUUUGUAAAUGUAAAUUUUAAAUCUCUGAGCCAUUUGGAAUUUAUCUAAAUGGAUUCAAUUUUAUCUUAUUUUAAAUGUAUCUCACUAUCAUUUAUUAAAAUUCUCAUUCAGAGCAGUGAUUGCCUCUGAAGGAGGGCUGGGUGGCAGGGAUCAACCAAGGAGGAGACAAACUUUCUCGAGUUGGGAAUAUGUUGUACAUUGAAGGUGGUGGGGUUAAACAGGUGUAUAGAUUUUUCAGAACUAAUCUAGCUGUACUGAUUAGAUUGUAGCAUUUCGCUGUGAAUUAUCUUCAACUUAUAAAGUAAAACUUUACAUCCCUAAACUUUAUAAAGUAGUUUUAGGUGACUUGAGAUGCCACCUUUUCAUACACUAAGUUUCCACGGUUAAUUUGGCUGCAUCUGUGUUCUCUCCAAGUCCACUGUCUGUCUGACGCUUGUGUGCCAUCCCCACAGUGUUUUAAUUAUAAAGGCUGUGUAAUACGUCUUAGUACCUGAAA
Messenger RNA from Aethalodelphis obliquidens (Pacific white-sided dolphin), 3282 nucleotides. It is a transcript of the gene HAUS5, whose product is annotated as HAUS augmin like complex subunit 5. The record is from RefSeq and is a predicted model, not a curated record. Lineage: Eukaryota; Metazoa; Chordata; Mammalia; Artiodactyla; Delphinidae. Gene Ontology annotation, biological process: spindle assembly; centrosome cycle. The transcript is spliced from 18 exons. The coding region runs from base 38 to 2119 and encodes 693 amino acids. Gene Ontology annotation, cellular component: centrosome; HAUS complex.